UGUUUAUGCAGGACUAGCACUUGCCACGCCAGCAACUGUCACGUGAGCAGGUGCCAUGUCAGCAGUUGCCACGUCAUCGGCUGCCACGUCAGCAGCUGGCACCUCAACAACUGCCAUGUCAGCAGCUCGCACAUCAGUAAUUGUCACGUAUGUCCUUGGCACAUCAGCAGCUGCCACGACAGGAGGCGCCACUUCAGUAGCAUUCCCCCUCAACAGCUCACGCAUAAGGACCUGCCGCAUCAACAACUGGCACAUCAGCACUUGCCGCGUGAACGGGUACCGCGCGUGUGGCACCAUGGCCAGCACGAGCGCAGCUGCUGGAGGGGGUUCGCAUCCGUCCACAGUCCCCUUCCGAGAGGACACAAACUACAAGGGCAAGCACGUUGUGUGGACCUGGGUGACUCCCGGCCAGCUUAUACCGGGGAAUGCUCGAGGGGCGAGGAAGCUUAAGUGCAACUUGUGCGGCCUUGAGUACACUGGGAAUCAAAAUCGGGCCGGCGUGCACUUCUAUAAGAAGAGGCCCUCUGCUCGGUGUCCACAUGCCAGCCUUGCGAUCUGGAGGAGAUUGCACAACGCCGACGCUCAGUUCCCACCGGACAUUCUGGAGAGGGUGCAGCGCGCGAUGGAGGAGAACCCCAACGGCGACGAUGAUGCCCAUGCGGUGGAGGACAUUGCAGGCAGCGGAGGUGAAGGACGCUGCGUCGGUGUGGAGGUUGAAGAGGCGGUUGGUGGGCAUCCUCUUUCUGGAGGAGAUAAGUGCACGAGGGGGGAGGUGACCGGUGGAGGCACUGCUGUUCGGACACCGGCUACCUCGAAGGUCGAGUGGUGGGCGGGCCGCACAACAGCGGUGGGCAGGCAAACGAGCAUUGGUGAGAAUGCCAUCCCAUUCAACGUCACCAAAAGCAGGAGCUUCAAGAUGUUCACUUUGGCGUGUUAUGGGCUGCAACCUAUGGCGAAUCACCCCCGUGUGCCCAGAGGCUACAACCCGCUCAGAUGCCAACUUCUCAAUCGGUUGCGCGAGAGGUUGGAGAAUGAGGAGCAGGUGAUCCGGGACGAUUGGGAAGUCACAGGCUGCACAUUCAUAACCGAUGGCACCACAAACAUUUGUGGGCGAUCGCUUAUGAACUUCAUCCUUGCAGGGCGGUCGAAGACGGUUUUCAUCAAGUGUGAGGAUAUGAGCGAGGGGGAUAAGGACUUGGCUGCUAUCGUUGCCAGUUGGAAGAGGUUCUUCAGGGAGUGGGGGGUGGACAAGAUCACUGCCAUCUGCGCAGAUUCCUUCGCUGUGAAUACAAGUGAUGCAAGGAUGUUGAGGGAGGAUCCGGAGUUUGAGCAGAUCUACCGGAUUCCUUGCACGACUCACUGCAUGGACCUGCUCAUGCACGAUAUUUGCAAGCAGGAAUGGGCCGAUGACAUCAUCAAGAAGGCCAACAAGGUGGUGAACUUCUUCAGACUCCACAGGUGGCCACGAUCCCAGUUGAGGAUGCAGCUGUUGCAAUCCCCGAAGUUGAAUUGCACUUGCUUGCUUCGCCCUGCGCAAACAAGGUUUGGGACCCACUACGUCAUGCUGCAGCGACUCGAGGUGUGCGCGAAGGCCAUCACACGGAUUGUGAACGGAGUCGCUUGGGAGAAUACGGUGUGGGCCUUUUGGACUGAUGUGAAAAAGUUGGCCGCCCUGAUGAAGGGCCCCUAUGACGUGUUGCGAGAGACGGACAAGGAUGUUCACUGCCUCUCACGCAUCUAUGACAUGGUCUGCCAGUUGCCGGUCUUCGUUUGUGCAGCCCGCCUCACGGAAGAGGAGCGAGACAUCAUCUUGACGGCGGUGGCGAACAGGACUGACAUGUUGCUCAACCCCAUUCAUGCUAUGGCCCAGUUGCUUGAUCCUGUCUUGAGGGACAUUGUUGUUUUCAGCAAUGUGGAGCUCAUGCCGCAAUUUGAGAGCGUUGUCGAUCGACUCAUCGGGAAGAGGGGGAGCAAGAAGUUCACCGACCGUAUGGACCAGUUGUACGAUUUCCAGUUCGGGAACGGGGUGUUUGGCUCCGAGCGGGCAGUGCAGAGGGCCUCGAAGGACAACGCAGUGUUGUGGUGGGAGGCGCAUGGGGCAGGGCAUCCAAAGAUUGAGGCCUUGACAAUCAAGGUGCUCUCGAUCUGGACGACUUCUUCUCCAGCUGAGAGGAAUUGGAGCACUUGGGCUCUGGUGCAAACGAAGUCAAGGAAAAAAUUGCAUCAUCAGCGCACCGAGAAACUGGUGUACUCGCACUGGAGCCUCAGGCUCAAGAACCAGGGGGGUGAUGGCCCCGCUGUGGCAGGAGGGUGGUUGGGAUUGGUAGUUGACUGGGCUGACGAGGAUUUGGAGGGUGAUCACGCGGGCAUGACGGACGCCGUCGAUGACGGUGAGGUUGCACAUGACGGUACUCGUUCGGCUGCAGGCAGCACCAGCGUUCGCCGUGAUCCCUUUAUGCCUGGGACUUCGACAUCUGCGGAGAGGUUAGGGGAGGUGGGGGAGGGUGUGGGUACAGAGGAGGUAGAUGUUGACGAGGAGGAGGAGGAUUUCGACGACGAGGAUGACAUUCCGGGAGAGGAGUGGGAGGAUGAGAGGUCUGACUCGGAUAGAUCGUGGACGAGGAGGGAGGAGAAAAUGCCAUACAUCCCGGGCACACGAUCUGGAUUGAGGUCGCAGAGUCGGCGACAAGAGGAAGAGCCGCGUCGACAUCACGAUGAGGAUCGGGCGGAUGAUGAGCAGCGGGGAGGGGAUGAGGAGGAGGAGGAGGAGCAUCAGGGUGGGGACGAGGAGGAGGUCGAGGAGCAGCGGGGUGGGGAUGAGCAUGAGGAGGCACAGGGGGAGGCUGGCCAGCAGGUGCAUGAGGGGCACAAGCCGGAGGCCCGCGCGGACGACACUCGCAGAGAUGAGCAGCUGCACACUCCGUUGGAGGGUCACGCAGAUGGGGAGCAAGAGGGCCAGGCAGAGGCUGCUGAUGCGGCAGCAGCUUCCACAUCAGCAGUUGUCAUGUCAGCAGCUACCACAUCAGCAGCUGUCACGUCAACAGAUGCCACGCUAGCAUCCGCCACAUCAGCAGCUGGCACUUCAGCUGCUGAUGUGGCAUCUGCUGAUGUGGCAGCUGAUGAUGUGGCAGCUGCUGACGUCGCAGCUGCUGAUGUGGCAGCUGCUGACAUGGCAGCUGCUGAUGUGGCAGCUGCUGACGUGGCUGCUACUCAUGCAUAACCGAACAACAAGACAGACAGACAGACAGACAGACAGACAGUCUGACAGACAGACAGA
Messenger RNA from Chara braunii, 3277 nucleotides. The record is from the annotation of a GenBank genome assembly. Lineage: Eukaryota; Viridiplantae; Streptophyta; Charophyceae; Charales; Characeae.